Messenger RNA from Helianthus annuus (common sunflower), 3330 nucleotides. RefSeq names its product LRR receptor-like serine/threonine-protein kinase. The coding region runs from base 1 to 3300 and encodes 1099 amino acids. Gene Ontology annotation, biological process: protein phosphorylation. The transcript has 2 exons. Gene Ontology annotation, molecular function: ATP binding; protein kinase activity; protein binding. Lineage: Eukaryota; Viridiplantae; Streptophyta; Magnoliopsida; Asterales; Asteraceae. The record is from RefSeq and is a predicted model, not a curated record.
AUGCCUAUCUUUCAACCUCUGUUUUCACUUUUCAUACUCUUUGUUAUAAUCCCUUAUUGUUUCUCCCUCAACCCACAAGGUGAAGCUCUUCUUUCAUGGCGAAAAACCUUAAAAGGGCCACAUUUGGAGGUUUUAAUCAGCUGGGAUGAUUCAAGUUAUUCAACUAAUGAAACUCCUUGUGGGUGGUUUGGUGUCACUUGUGAUGUUAACAACAAUGUUGUUGAAUUGAGUUUGAGUAACAUAGACUUACAUGGAAGUAUUCCUUCUAACUUUAGCUCAUUGUUAACUCUACAAAAGCUUGUGCUAUCGGGAACGAAUCUUACCGGUUCAAUCCCGAAAGCAAUCGGGUCGCUACAAUACCUAAGUUACUUGGAUUUGAGUGACAAUGGGUUAACCGGUGAAAUCCCUAAAGAGAUUUGUAAUCUUAACAAACUCGUUGAGCUUUACAUCAACACGAACAGGCUCCAAGGUCCGGUUCCCGAUAACAUUGGGAACCUCAAGAGUCUGGUCGUGUUGACAUGCUACGAUAAUCAACUCAACGGAAGCAUUCCGGGUACCAUAAGCGAGUUAAAGAAGCUUCAAGUCAUAAGACUUGGUGGAAACAAAAACAUUGAAGGCCCAUUGCCAAAACAAAUUGGCAAUUGUACUAGUUUAGUAGUAUUGGGGCUUGCAGAAACAAGCUUAUCAGGUUUUCUCCCUACAACAAUUGGUUAUCUCAAAAACCUUCAAACCCUUGCCAUUUACACCACCUUACUUUCCGGCCAAAUUCCGGAACAAAUCGGCAACUGCACCGACCUCCAAAACGUCUACUUAUACGAGAACUCACUUUCAGGCUCAAUCCCGAAUUCGUUGGGCAGUUUAAAAAAACUAAACAAUCUGUUGCUGUGGAAUAACAAACUAGUUGGAGCUAUUCCACAUGAGCUUGGAAACUGCAUGCAGCUAGUUGUAAUUGACAUUUCGAUGAACGCGUUAACCGGAGUCAUUCCUGUGACGUUCGGGAAACUGGGCUCGUUACAGGAACUUCAACUGAGCAUGAACCGGAUAUCCGGUUCGAUACCAAUUCAGAUACAAAACUGCACAAGUCUCACCCACAUUGAACUCGACAACAAUCAAAUCACUGGAACUAUUCCUUCUGUAAUCGGAACAUUCGAAAACCUCACUCUCUUAUACUUAUGGCAGAAUCAUCUUCAAGGUGCAAUACCUACUUCCAUAUCGAAUUGUCAAAAGCUAGAAUCAAUUGAUUUGUCGCAGAAUUCGUUAACAGGAUCGAUCCCGAAAGAUCUGUUUAAUCUCCAGAAUCUGAACAAGUUGUUAUUAAUAGAAAAUGAACUCUCAGGCCAAAUACCCCCAGAGAUCGGUAACUGCACGUCAUUGAUCCGGUUUCGUGUUAACGAUAAUCAAUUGAUUGGAUCCAUUCCGCCUCAGAUCGGCAGGUUAAGGAAUUUAAACUUCCUUGAUCUCGGAUCCAACGGGUUAACCAGAUUCAUUCCAGUAGAGAUAUCUGGUUGCAUGAAUUUGACAUUUCUAGACUUGCAUUCUAAUUCGAUAACUGGAACAUUACCAGAGAGUUUAAACAAUAUUGUGUCCCUCCAGCUUGUUGAUGUCUCUGAUAAUCAAAUCGAAGGUACAUUGAGCUUUACCAUCAAAUCAUUGAUAUCACUGAACAAGCUUGUGUUACGAAAGAACCGCUUUUCUGGUGAAAUUCCACUGGAAAUCGGUUUGUGUAUAAACUUACAGUUACUUGAUUUAAGCAACAACGAGUUCUUUGGAGCGAUUCCAGCGAGUUUAGGCAAACUUCCUGCAUUGGAGAUUGCUUUAAAUCUCAGCUGUAACAAACUCUCUGGCGAGAUACCGGUGGAGUUUGCCGCUCUAGAUAAACUAGCUGUUUUGGAUCUCUCUUACAACAAACUUUCAGGAGACCUUCAAAAUCUCGUUGGUCUCGAAAAUCUCGUGGUUGUUAAUAUAUCGCACAACGAUUUCAAAGGUCACGUGCCAGACACGCCUUUUUUCUCGAAGUUACCGCCAAGUGUCUUGUCUAACAACCCUUUGUUGUGUUUGGCGGGUGACGUGUGCGCCGCCGACAAGGGCGGCGCUUCCAGACGGAGCAAGGGUGCUAAGGUGGCGAUGGCGGUGCUUAUAAGUGUUGCGUGUAUUCUCGUUCUAUCUGCGCUCUACAUCUUACUCGCGGGAAAUACACGUGCUAGUGGUGAGGGUGGGUUAGAUGAUGCUGACGUGGAAAUGGGGCCACCAUGGGAGAUCACUUUAUACCAAAAACUUGACUUGUCAAUUGGUGACGUGGCAAGAUCUCUGACGCCUGACAAUGUGGUGGGCCGGGGUCGAUCUGGUGUUGUGUAUCGGGUAAAUGUUUCGUCAGGGUUUCCGAUCGCGGUGAAAAGAUUCCAGUUAUCGGAUAACUAUUCUGCCUCGGCUUUCUCAUCGGAAAUCGCCACUCUUGCGUGUAUUCGCCACCGGAAUAUUGUUCGUUUGUUGGGUUGGGCUUCAAAUGGGAAAAACAAAUUGUUGUUUUAUGACUUUUUACCAAAUGGUACACUAGGUACAUUGUUACAUGAAGGUAAUGUCGAGGUCAUUGAGUGGGAAACAAGGUUUAAGAUUGGUUUGGGAGUAGCGGAAGGCUUAGCCUAUUUACACCACGACUGUGUGCCGCCAAUCCUCCAUCGGGAUGUAAAGGCGGAUAACAUAUUAUUAGGUGAUCGGAAUGAUGCCUGUUUGGCGGAUUUCGGGCUUGCAAGAUUGGCGGAAAAUGACAACACUUCAUUUUCGGUGAAACCUCAAUUUGGUGGCACAUACGGUUACAUGGCUCCAGAAUAUGCUAGCAUGUUGAAAAUUACAGAAAAGAGUGACGUUUAUAGUUAUGGGGUGGUCUUGUUAGAGAUAAUGACCCGAAAAAAACCAGUUGACGAGUCAUUUUCUGAAGGACUACAUGUUAUCCAAUGGGUUCGCAAUCACCUCAAGAAUAAGAAAGACCCGGUACAAAUUAUAGAUCGAAAGCUACAUGGUAAUCCUGAUACAGAGAUCCAAGAAAUGUUACAAGCAUUAGGAAUUGCCCUCUUGUGUACUAGUAACCGGCCCGAAGACCGUCCCACAAUGAAAGAAGUGGUGGCAUUAUUAAGAGAGAUUAGACACGAGGCUACGACAACUAAAGAACCCAGUAAAGAGACCAACGAUCCAUCAAAAGAAGAUUCAAACGUUUUUGGUUUGUAUUUGUCAUCGUCGGUUAACUCGGCUCGGUUAGGCGGUGAAGGUUCAUCAAAUUGCUCCCUUGCUUACUCAUCCUUAUAAUCCGGAUUCGUAAGAAAUUGGGACAAUAGA